Peniophora sp. CBMAI 1063 is the source of this 678-nucleotide messenger RNA. The record is from the annotation of a GenBank genome assembly. NCBI's taxonomy places the organism in Eukaryota, Fungi, Basidiomycota, Agaricomycetes, Russulales, Peniophoraceae.
AUGACCAUCUUCAGUCUGUACAUCUACGACCGGCACUGUAACUGUGUCUACUACCAGGACUGGCAUCGCACGAAGAGGCCCAAGCCAGCGCCCGCAGAUGGCUCCCUGCUUCCUGCCGUAUCUCGCGCGAUGACCGCGCCUCCGCCUGCACAGCAAGCUGAAGCAGGCUCGCCAUACAACAGCCCGCGCAACACCCUGGCGAGUAACUCGGGUGUGGUCAUUGCACUUAACGACGGUGGUGCGAUCCCGCCGUGGUUACAAGAGCAUCGCGAGGCGCCGCACACGCUGUUACAGACUCCCCAAACACCUGUAGCUGCGCCAACGAGUUCGGCGCUACCGUUCGACGAGGAGGCGAAGCUGGUGUAUGGAGUCAUCCUGUCCCUUCGCAACAUGAUAAAGCGCUUAUCUGGCCGGGACGAGCAGUUUGUCGCGUACCGGACGAGCGCUUACAAGAUGCACAUGUUCGAGACGGUCUCAGGGUACAAAUUUGUCAUGCUCUCGGACCCGAAUCAGGACAGUCUCCGUGCUAUGCUCUUCCAAAUAUACACCGGCCCCUUCAUUGAGUACGUGGUACGGAACCCGCUGGUACGAAUGGACUCGCGAGAGCGUGGGAUCGACAACGAGUACUUCCGUGCCAGCAUUGAUCGCAUGGUCCGAGGGGCGCCUGUGUUCCAGUAG